AUGAAAUUUUUUUUUUUUUUUAUUAUAGUUUACUGUUUUUCUAGUUCAUUUUACUUGAUAAAAUCAUCUCCCAAUGAUAGAAAUAAAAUAAAUAAAAAUAAUAUACCCGUUCAACGUGGCGCACCAAAUUUAAAAGAUAUAAAUGUACAUAAUGUUGAAAAAAAGACAAAUAUAGAAAGUGUAAAUAAUAAUAAAAAUAAUAAAACAUGUUCUAGAAAUUUAAAUGUGAACAAGGUGGAUAAUGCCAUACAAACAGGGGUAAAUAAAAAAGGGGAAACCAAAAAUGAAGAGGUUAAAAAGGUUGAGAAGGAUAAUGAUGAAAAGGAAGAGGAUGAAUAUGAAGAGGAUGAAAUGAAAGAAGAUGAAAUGAAAGAAGAUGAAAUGAAAGAUGAUGAAAUGAAAGAUGAUGAAAUGAAAGAUGAUGAAAUGAAAGAAGAUGAAAUGAAAGAAGAUGAAAAUGAAGAGGAUGAAAUGAAAGAUGAUGAAGAAAAUGAAGAUAAUAAAAAUAAUAAAAAUGACUAUAAUGAGAAAAAGAAUGUCAAGGUUGAAGUAACUGCAGAAAAAAAAAAUAAAGAAUUCCAAGAAGAAAAAAAAGAAUUGAAAAAAAUGAAUGAAAAAAAUACAAACAAGGAAGAAAUAAAAAAUAAGAAUAAAGAGAAUACUUUCGAUUUUUAUAAAAAUCUAAACAGUUCAUUCAACCAAAAUAAAAACAUGAACAAUAAUAAUAAUAAUAAUAAUAAUAAAACAUUUAUUGAGAAGAAAGAAGAAUCUAUAGACAUGAAGAAGCCACGUUGUUCAAAUAACAACAAAAUGUGUAACUACAACAAUAUGAAUAAUCAAAUGUCAACAAAUAAAAAUAACAAUCAAAUAUUUCAAGAAAACAAAAAAGAUGUAAAUAUGUCUGUAGAUAAUUUGAAAAAUGAAGAAAAUGAUAAUAAAAAGAAUGAUGAUAAUUAUAAUGAAAAAAAUAUAUAUGAAGAAAGAAAUCAAAAAAUAUUGCUUAUCCAUUUAUUAAAGAAUAUAAAAGAAUUAUUAAACAGACAAAGACAAAAUUUUAAUAAUUUCUUAUCAUUCUUAAGUGAAAAUUAUCAGAGUUAUGAAAAAUUUAACAAAUCACAAAAAUAUAAAAAUAAUCAGAAUUAUAUGGAUAAGUUAAAUGAGCAAGGGCAACUUAAAAAUGUUACUGUAACAAGUCAUUCUUUUAUAGACAUGAGCAAACAAGUGAACGAUAAGAAGAAUAAAAAUGGUGUAUUUGUAAAUCUGAUGAGUGAUCAGAAUGAAGAUGGUGAUGACACAAAUAAAGGUGAUGACACAAAUAAUGGAGAUGACACAAAUAAAGGUGAUGACACAAAUAAAGGUGAUGACACAAAUAAUGGAGAUGACACAAAUAAAGAUGAUGACACUAACAACGGUGAUGAUGACAGUGGAAAAAAAUCACACGACAUAUCAGAUAUUAAAAACAUUAUAGAUAGCAUACUCCAAUCUGAUGAUAUAACUGAUGAACAAAAAAAAUACUUAGAGAUCAUUAAAAAAAUUUUAGAUUUAGAAGAGGAUGUAUUAAAUAAAGAAAAGGAACAAUUAAAAUUAAACAAAAAUAUUAUUGAAGUAUUAAUGGGUAAAUCAGAUGAAUUAAGAAAUAUAGCUGUAACAUUAAAAAAUGGAAAUGGUGAGAAUGAAAGUUCUCAACGUGUAGAUUUAGCUCAAAAUAUUGUAUCAAAUUUAUUAAAUUUUUCAGUUCAAUUAAAAAAUACUGGUAAUAUAGUUUAUAAUAAUAUACAAGGACAAGGAGAAUUACUACAAUCUAUUGAAAAAAAUAUUGAUCAAGCUGAAAAUGACCUUAAAAAAAGUGCAACUGUUAAUACUACAUUUAUACCUAAAAAUAUAUCAAAUAUAGAACAAAAUGAUCAAGAAACACAAACUGAUGAUGAUAUAAACGAUUCUGAUAUAGAUGAAAAUGAUAUGAAUGAUAAUAAUAAAUGUCAUAUGUAUAAACAAAAUAACUGUUCAAUGAAAAGAAAAAAUAAAUGUAAGAAAUAUUUCUUAAAUUCACAUUAUAAUAAUUUUAUAUGUAACAAACAAAAAAAAUAUAAUAAAAAUAAUAUAGAAAACAAACAAAAAGAUAACAAAAAAUUUAAAUUAAACGAAUCCAUGAAAAAUCAUUUCUAUAACAUUUUUAUUAAAGAAACGGUUAUGUUGAAAAAAUUAUACAAAGUUUUAUUUGAGCUUUUUUAA
Messenger RNA from Plasmodium gaboni, 2232 nucleotides. RefSeq names its product rhoptry-associated leucine zipper-like protein 1. The coding region runs from base 1 to 2232 and encodes 743 amino acids. NCBI's taxonomy places the organism in Eukaryota, Apicomplexa, Aconoidasida, Haemosporida, Plasmodiidae. The record is from RefSeq and is a predicted model, not a curated record. The transcript has a single exon.